Messenger RNA from Humulus lupulus (European hop), 969 nucleotides. RefSeq names its product V-type proton ATPase subunit F. Gene Ontology annotation, biological process: proton transmembrane transport. Gene Ontology annotation, cellular component: proton-transporting V-type ATPase, V1 domain; membrane. The transcript is spliced from 5 exons. The coding region runs from base 184 to 576 and encodes 130 amino acids. Gene Ontology annotation, molecular function: proton-transporting ATPase activity, rotational mechanism. Lineage: Eukaryota; Viridiplantae; Streptophyta; Magnoliopsida; Rosales; Cannabaceae. The record is from RefSeq and is a predicted model, not a curated record.
CAGUUUUCAUCUCUCUCUCUCUCUCUAAACUCAUUCUCAGCGCAGCGCAGCCCUUCUCCUCUUCUCUCCGUCGAACUGGUCCGGUGGUGGUCGUGGUUGGCGUCUCUGCUUCCACCUCUCCUCGCCAGCCUUCUCCCGUCGACUGACUUCUCAACUUUAACGCAAGUUGAAAAUUAUCUUAAAAUGGCUGGAAGAGCUCAAAUUCCCACUAAAAGCUCGGCUCUUAUUGCCAUGAUUGCUGAUGAGGAUACCAUUACUGGAUUUUUGUUAGCUGGAGUGGGUAAUGUUGACUUGCGUAGAAAGACAAACUAUCUUAUUGUUGAUUCCAAAACGACGGUGAAAGCAAUUGAAGAUGCAUUCAAAGAGUUUACCACAAAGGAGGACGUCGCCAUUGUUUUAAUUAGCCAAUAUGUCGCAAACAUGAUAAGGUUCUUAGUGGACAGCUACAAUACACCUAUCCCAGCCAUACUUGAGAUCCCAUCCAAGGAUCAUCCAUACGACCCUGCACAUGAUUCAGUUCUUUCUCGAGUCAAGUACCUCUUUUCUGCUGAAUCUGUGGCCUCAGAUAGACGUUGAGAAUUGCCCAUAUUCUCUUACUUUGGACUCUUGUGACACACCUUUGUAUGUUAUGCAUAGCAAGUGGGUUGCUCAUCUGCAUCUCUAUCAGAUUCUUUUUGUGCAUAUUUGGAUUCUACCUACCAUAAGAAUAAAUCAUGACAACAUAAUUUAAAGGACAUGAUUGAGCUAGUUGGUGUGAUUCUUUUCAUUCAUUUGAUGGCCUUCCUCAGAAUCUUAUUCGGAAGAACAUAUGAAUUUCCCAAUUUGGGUUUUUGUUUUAUGCCUGCCCAGUUCAGUUGUAACUCUCAUAAAGUUGAAAAGCAAAUCUUGAAUAACUAGUUUCUUUCUCUAGAAACUCAUUGAAGAAGACCUCUUCUUUCCACUCUAAUCUAUGAGAAUAUGUCUGAUAAU